AUGAGCAAGAGGAAGGCACCCCAGGAGAGCCUGAAUGAGGGGAUAACCGACUUCCUCGUAGAACUUGCCAAUUAUGAACGGAAUGUCAAUAGAGCCAUCCAUAAAUACAAUGCCUACAGGAAAGCCGCCUCGGUGAUUGCAAAGUAUCCCACAAAAAUCAAGAGUGGAGCAGAAGCAAAAAAAUUGGAUGGUGUCGGAGCCAAAAUAGCAGAGAAGAUAGAUGAGUUUUUGGCUACAGGAAAAUUGCGCAAACUUGAAAAGAUUCGACAAGAUGAUACAAGCUCUUCUAUCAAUUUCCUCACAAGGUUAGUGGAAUCGGGGCCAGCAGCUGCUCGCAAAUUUGUAGAAGAAGGAAUAAAGACUUUAGAUGAUCUAAGAAACAAUGAAAAUAAAUUAAACCAUCAUCAACGGAUUGGUUUAAAAUACUUUGAGGAUUUUGAGAUGCGGAUUCCCAGAGAAGAAAUUCUUAAGAUGCAGGAAAUUGUUCUUGAAAAAGUAAACAAUCUGGAUUCAGAGUACAUCGCCACAGUAUGUGGUAGCUUCAGAAGAGGUGCAGACUCUAGUGGGGAUAUGGAUAUUCUUCUCACUCAUCCUGACUUCACCUCAGAGUCUCCAAAACAGCCGCACCUCUUACAUCAGGUAGUGCAGUGUCUGGAAGACUGCAAAUUUAUCACUGACACACUAGUGAAGGGAGACACUAAAUUCAUGGGCGUGUGCCAGCUACCAUCUGACGGAGGCAAACAGUUCCCCUUUCGGAGAAUUGAUAUAAGGCUAAUCCCCAAGGACCAGUAUUACUGCGGAGUUCUGUACUUCACUGGCAGUGAUAUCUUCAACAAGAACAUGCGGGCCCAUGCUUUGGAAAAAGGAUUUACCUUGAAUGAGUACACACUGAGACCUCUGGGAAUCACAGGAGUUGCGGGUGAACCCCUCCCAAUAGACAGCGAGAAGGACAUCUUUGACUACAUCCAGUAUAAAUAUCGUGAGCCAAAAGACAGGAGUGAGUGA
Messenger RNA from Staurois parvus, 1005 nucleotides. Lineage: Eukaryota; Metazoa; Chordata; Amphibia; Anura; Ranidae. The record is from the annotation of a GenBank genome assembly.